AUGAGCGAAGUGAUCAACUUGUCAUUGUCGCAAAGAGCGAACCAUCUCCUGGCUCAUUUAUAUAAUAAUCAGGAAGCACAUCUUCCGUAUAGCAAGACUGCAACUGUGGACUAUGACAAUUCUGUGUUCUUAUCAACUUCCAAAAACCCAAACGGGACCGUAAAUUAUUCACCUCGUAGUCUCAAUUAUGACUUGACAAGAGGGUAUGGCUCGUUAGGCAAGUAUGAGUAUUAUGAAUCAAAAGCUGAUAUUUUGGGGCAGUAUGAAGUUAUUCAGACUGGUGAAAAAAUGGACAAGAAUGAAUAUCAAAAAGCAUUAGAUAAGGGAAUGAAUAAAUCGAAUACUUUGAAUGUGAAUAAUACCAAAUAUUGGACAGACUACAAUAAGUUGAUAUACAGUCCAAAAUCGUUGAAUCAAUUGAAUAAUUGGGAAUAUAAGCCCCAUGACUUUGGUAUAAAUAGAAGCUUUCCAAAUCUAAAAUUUGAUACCUUCAACAAAGGAAAAGAAGAAUACCACCAAUACUCCGAAGAUAGUCUUGAGAAUUUCAGAAACACUUUAGAGCAAUGUGAUCUUAUACAAGGGGUGAAUUUGAUAAGUGAAUUGGACAGUGCAUGGGGAGGGUUUACGAAUGAAUUAUUGGUCGAUUUGAAAGACGAAUUUUUCAAUAAUGGCAUAAAUAGCAAAUACAACAUAUGGGUACAUGGACUUAUAAAUCAUAAUUUGAAUCCGAAAUUGAAUCAGUUGUAUUCUAGAAUUAAUAGUAUUAUUGAAUUAUCGUUUAAUUCGACCCUAUUUUUUCCAAUGAAUCUUAAUUCUUCUUCAGAGUGCUUGGGAAGUGGGUAUGAUGAGACAAGUGAAUGGCAUAAUUCUAGUAUUCAUGCAAUUUUUUUGAAUUCAAUCUGGGGUCUAAAUAACCAAAUAAAGAAUCCAGUCAAAAUGAGUGUUAUUGAAGAUGAAUUACUAAGAGGUUUUGACAAGAGAAACAUUGUCAAUGAAAUAAAAAUCCACAAGAAUAAACAAGCUAGUAAUGAUUUUGGAAUGGUUGAUAUAGAUAGAGCAAACUUGUAUAAUUUGGUGGAUAACAUUAAAAUUAAGGAUAAACCAGACUCAAUUGAUUUGAGUUUAUCAGAUUCCAAAAAUUCUAAAUAUUUUGCUAAAUCUUACAUUAUACCAAAUGAUCAAAGUCUCGCUGAAUCCUUGAAUAAGAAGGAAAACUUUCCAAUAAAUAUUUACAAAAAUAAUAGGAUUAAUGACAUACUUAAUAAUGAUACAUUUCCAAAUAUUUUGGAAGAUAAGUCAGUAUACUCUGAAUUUAGUUCAAGUAAUACGUUGAAAAAUGAUUUGAAGUUUUAUCGAGAGGUUAUUAAAAGAAGCAGAGAAAAUGAGGUUAUUGAGGAUAAGUUUGAAUUGAUUGAAAAGAUUAGUGAAUUAAUUGAAGAGUAUACGAUUGGAUAUGAUGAAAGCGAUGAAGAAUAUGAUUCAAACUAA
This is a messenger RNA of Debaryomyces hansenii CBS767, 1488 nucleotides long. RefSeq lists its product as uncharacterized. Bases 1 to 1488 code for a protein of 495 amino acids. The transcript has a single exon. The record is from RefSeq and is a predicted model, not a curated record. Gene Ontology annotation, cellular component: cytoplasm. Lineage: Eukaryota; Fungi; Ascomycota; Pichiomycetes; Serinales; Debaryomycetaceae. Gene Ontology annotation, biological process: mitochondrion distribution.